GAAUAAGAAGAAGAAAUAAGAUGCAAUUUAUUAGUUUGUUUACAAAAGUAGUAUUUCUUCGAAUCAUAUUUGUUUAUUAUUUCAAAAUAAUACAAUGGUCACACAAUUAGACGAUGUUCGUUUAAUUAAACUAGUGCAAUCGCAUCCUAUUUUGUAUGAUAGAAAUCUCGCAAGAGGGCCCAAAACUUCUUCUUUGAAAGAUGAUAUUUGGAAAAAGUUUUCCUUGCAAUUAAACUGCUCAGAACGAGCUUGUAUAACAAGAUGGAAAAGUAUUCGCGAUCGCUUUGGAAAAGAAUUGCGUAGGGCACAAGAAAAUCCUGAGGAAGUCGUCAACUGGGACAUGUUUGAACAUCUACUCUUUUUGCGGGAGCAUUACAAACAUGGGCAAGCAAAUAACGAAUCACUAGUUAAUAUAAAAUAUGAACCCAAAAAAAGAAAGCGGGGGCGAAAGCCCCGGAGAGAUUGCGAAGCGGAAACAUUUAAGGCGGAGCGAGAUGACGACGAUGUGGAUCCUGAAGAGUUAAUUGAAAAUCAACAAUUGAUCGAAUUAGUAAAAGAACAUCCCGUACUGUAUGAUAAGUAUAAAAUCAGGGAUUCGAAAAAUUUGACACUGAAAAAUGAUGCAUGGCAUGAAAUUUCAGACAGUAUGGGCAUAUCGGAAGAGACAUGUUAUAAACGGUGGAAAAUAUUACGGGACCGGUUUGCACGCGAAUAUCGUCACCAGAAAAUUUAUCCCGAGCGAUCCGUGACGUGGGUAUAUUUUCAGGAUUUGUCGUUUCUCAAAGAUCAUUAUAGAAAAGGAAUUCCGCUCCCAGUAGAUGACAUUAGACAAAGGAAGAAAGCGAAAUCAGCAACAACAACAGCAAUAUCCACAGAGGAGACUUGGGUCGAAGAUUGUCCGUUUCUAUAUGUUAAAGACGGACAUCAUUCACCAGACGAAAAUAUAGAUGAUAUUGACACUGCAUUUAGUGAAGUUAAUUCAAACUCAUUAGAUGAACUAAUAAUAAUGCCCAAAAGUGACGAGUCAUAUAACGAUAUUGUCGUUGAUGAAUCAAUAACACCGCCAGGAAAUACCUCACAGUCUAGUUUUGAAGGAACAAGUUUAGAAGAACCCGAACAAAAACUUUCGGUUGUAAUUUCAGGAAUGCAACAAGUUUUAGAACAAUCACAGGAGUGUUUAAAAUCAUUACAAAAACAAAAAGAACAACAAAAACAACAAAUACAAUCCGACGUGAGUUUGUCGAUAAAUGCCGAAGUAAGUAUGAUCCAAAAAGUACAUAUAUUACUGGAUGGUUUGAAUUUGCCAAAUCGAACGCUAGCUGAACGUCGAAUAGUUCAAUUUCUAUGUGAAUGUCAAAUUAAGACAUUAAACAAUGUGGAUAUAGACGAUGUGGAUGGUACAGAAGAUUAUUAAUUACAUAAAAAUUAAAUAACUUUUAAUUUAAAUGUUUAC
Molecule: messenger RNA, 1453 nt
Organism: Bactrocera oleae (olive fruit fly)
Lineage: Eukaryota; Metazoa; Arthropoda; Insecta; Diptera; Tephritidae
Biological process (GO): regulation of transcription by RNA polymerase II
Cellular component (GO): nucleus; transcription regulator complex
Source: RefSeq, a predicted model, not a curated record